Molecule: messenger RNA, 1545 nt
Organism: Phascolarctos cinereus (koala)
Lineage: Eukaryota; Metazoa; Chordata; Mammalia; Diprotodontia; Phascolarctidae
Gene: TRDN
Product: triadin
Biological process (GO): heart contraction; regulation of cardiac muscle cell membrane potential; regulation of release of sequestered calcium ion into cytosol by sarcoplasmic reticulum
Cellular component (GO): plasma membrane; sarcoplasmic reticulum; junctional sarcoplasmic reticulum membrane
Molecular function (GO): signaling receptor binding
Source: RefSeq, a predicted model, not a curated record
GGAUAAGGUUACUCUCAACACAUUUUGUUUUCUGUGACACAGACCCCAAAGAUCUGUAAUUAUCCUGGGAUUGCUGUGGGGGGUUGCCUGCUUCUUCCUAGUUAUUUUUCUGUGUGAGAGCACGUGUGCAUCUGUUUGUGCCUGUGAUCUUUCUCUUUCUCGGCUUUGUUGUCCCCCUUUGGCACUGGAGAGCUGGUGUGUGUGUGCUCCUGUGCGUGUGUGUAUAUGUGUGUGUAGGGGGGGUCUCAGCAGUGCCAAAAAAGAUCUGCUGAAGAGUCCGAGGGAGGCAAGCAGCGCUAUUUUUGUUCGAGGCUGAUACUUUUUGUAUGAGUUGAAGUCACCGCCUAGAAGAGGGCUCAGGUUGUUUCUAGGGGGAGAACUGUGCAGAAGAGACCCAAAGUUCAUCAAAGGCCCAAGAAGCAGCUAGAACAGCAAGCAAAAAGCAGAGGCCCCCCCACAAGUGAACAGUGCACCCUCUGGCUGGGCCAGCUCAAGGAUCCUGAAGCAUUCUUCAGACUGCCAUCUUCACAGCACCUUUUUAAACUAACACUCACCCCUGCCACCAUGACUGAGAUCUCAGCAGAAGGUCACACAUCUACAACCACCACUGUGAUAGAUGGCAAAAAUGGAUCAGUGCCCAGGACGUCUGGAAAAAUGCUGAAGAGAUCAGUCACAGAAGACAUUGUCACGACAUUCAGCUCUCCAGCCGCAUGGCUUCUGGUUAUUGCUCUAAUCAUUACCUGGUCAGCUGUAGCUGUUGUCAUGUUUGAUCUAGUGGAUUACAAAAACUUUUCAGCAAGUUCCAUUUCCAAGAUUGGCUCUGACCCUCUAAAAAUUGUACAUGAUGCUGUGGAAGAAACUACAGAUUGGAUCUAUGGAUUUUUUUCAUUGCUGUCUGAUAUCAUAUCUUCCGAUGAAGAUGAUGAUGAUGACGAGGGAGUCGACACUGAUGAAGGAGAAGAGGAAGAGCCUCCAUUGAAAAAACAUGAAAUUCACAAAGAGAAGGCUGAAAAGCAGGAAAAACCUGAAAAGAAAAUAGCACCUAAAGUGACUCACAAAGAAAAGCCAGAAAAAGAAAAACCCGAAAAGAAAGCAAGUCACAAAGAUAAACCUGAGAAAAAAGAAAAACCAGAAAUGAAAUCACUACUCAAAGAUGAGAAGAAGAGUAAAAGCUCAAAAGCUGAAGAAAAGAGUAAGAAGGAAGUGAAAAGUGGAAAACCAGAGAAGGUGAAGCAAGCUGAUGCCAAAGCAAAAAAGGUGGAGAAAACACCAGCUAAACCCAAAGGCAAAGAAGAAAAAGGAACUGCAGCUGUUUCAAAAAAUGAACAGAAAGAUCAGUUUGCAUUCUGUCGCUAUAUGAUUGACAUGUUUGCCCAAGGGGAUUUAAAACCAGGACAAAGUCCAGCAAUACCUCCUCUACUACCGGUUGGACAAGUUUCCCAGUCUGAACUGGCAUCAUCAGCUCUUGGAGGCAAGUUCCUUGUUUCUUUUUCAGAGACUUUCUUAUUUCAAAUAACAACCCCUUCUUGAUGGUGUAGCAGGAUU